AGAUGAGGAUGAGAUAAAAGAGGCGGCCUGAUUGGCGAAACGACCGCGUUUACAAAACCCUAGCUCCAUCUUAUUGUUGUUGCUCUUGGUGUUGGAUCCAUAAAAAAGGAAAAAAAGUUUUGCAGAGACUCACACAAGCAAAUCGAGGCGAUGGAUCGGUACCAGAGGGUAGAGAAGCCUCGUGCAGAGAGUCCGAUGAAUGAGAACGAGAUUCGAAUCACUACUCAGGGAAGAAUGAGAAAUUACAUCACUUAUGCCACCACUCUCCUUCAGGAGAAAGGAUCUGAUGAAAUUGCUCUUAAAGCUAUGGGCAGGGCUAUUAGUAAAACUGUUAUGAUUGCGGAACUUAUUAAGCGCCGGAUUGCAGGGCUUCAUCAAAACACGGCUAUUGGUUCGACGGAUAUAACUGAUAUGUGGGAGCCGCUCGAAGAAGGCCUUCUUCCCUUGGAAACCACUCGCCAUGUGUCUGUCAUAACCGUCACCUUGUCCAAGAAGGAGCUGGAUACAUCAUCCCCGGGGUAUCAGCAACCCAUUCCAAUUGAUCAGGUGAAGCCACUGAAUGAGCAUGAACUUGAAGGAGAGGGCUCUCCUAGGGCGAGAGGAAGAGGUCGUGGUGGUAGUGGAAGAGGCAGAGGCCGAGGCAGAGGGAGUAAUAGCAACGGAGUGGUUGAGUACAAUGGGGAUGGCGGUCGUGGAUACGGUGUCUAUGAUGGUGGGCGUGGUGGAUAUGGGGGCUAUGAUGGCGGGCGUGGUGGAUACGGGGGCUAUGAUGGCGGACGUGGUGGAUACGGGGGCUAUGAUGGCGGGCGUGGUGGAUACGGGGGCCGAGCUCGAGGGAGAGGCCGCGGUUAUCGGGGACGUGGAAGGGGAUAUGGCAGUGGGGAGAUGCAACAGGAAUUUGGUGGUUACAAUGACUAUGGUGGUCCUGCUCAAGGCCGAGGUCGUGGGCGUGGCCGCGCUGGCAGGGGCAGAUCUGGUAGUCGGGGCCGUGGUCGUGGACGAGAUUUCAGAUCAGAUGCUCCAGUCCAGGUAGCUGCCUGAGAACCCUAUUCAAGUGAGGUAUAGGACGUGGUUUAAAUGAAGAGUUCCGGAUGCCUGCUCGCUUUCAUGUCUAAUUGCAGAUAAAAAUGAAAACUUAAAAAAGGGAAGUGAUUUUCCAAUCAUAAAUCUAUAGGGUUCUUUGUCAUAGUGUGAGCUGCUACUAGUGUGGAGGGUAUGGUUUUGUAGCUAGGAUUGUUCUAAUUUUAAAUGAAAGAAUCAAAAGUUGUACACCUGUCCUUUUUAGAAAUAAUAGAGCAGUACAUUCUUUCAUUCUUAAAUUUGGCAUUGCACUUUAUAUGUAUUACCGAGGUUAUAUUAAAUGCCUUUUCAAGGGGUUUAUAAUGUU
Messenger RNA from Daucus carota subsp. sativus, 1387 nucleotides. RefSeq lists its product as uncharacterized. The record is from RefSeq and is a predicted model, not a curated record. NCBI's taxonomy places the organism in Eukaryota, Viridiplantae, Streptophyta, Magnoliopsida, Apiales, Apiaceae. Gene Ontology annotation, molecular function: RNA binding. Bases 151 to 1041 code for a protein of 296 amino acids. The transcript has 9 exons.